AUGGAUGGAGUUGAAUUUGAAGGCACUACCCAUCCCACGGUAGUUGAACAAUGGCCCAAGUGCAUGGAGAGGGUCAUUGAACGACUAGAGUAUACUAAUGCUGCCAAAUUUAAGUAUGAUAUCUCUCUUUUGCAAAAAGAUGCCUAUGAUUGGUGGGUAAGUGUGCCAAAUGCAAAAGAAAAAUCUCCAGUGCUUACUUGGGAUGACUUUAUAAAAGCAUUUCGUGUGAAAUAUGUCCCCCAUGUCUAUUGUGAUGCUAAGAAAAAAGAGUUUCUGAAUUUAAGACAAGGGAGUGUGUCUAUUGCAGGGUAUCAACAAAAAUAUCUUAGGCUUUCUCGCUAUGCUGGAGGUACUAUUGAUGAUGAAAGGGACAAGUGCGUAAUAUUUGAAGAAGGAUUAAAUGGUUCCAUCCGAAAAUCUAUGGCAAUCUUGCAACUUGAGGAUUUUUCCAAGCUAGUUUCAGCUGCUCUUACUUGGAAAAGAAUUGACAAGGAAGAAGCUAGUAGGAGAGAAAACAAGUUUAGGAAGGGUGAUUCAGAUUGUGGCGGUCCAUCCAAGAAGGAAAAGUUUGACUAUUCCAAGAUUGAAAGUUCACAUAAGUCACCAUAUCAUAAGCAGAAUAAGCCAAAUUUCUCUACUGCUAGUACUCCAAUUUAUGGCCAAGGCAAAACUUAUAUACCUACUUGUGCACUGUGCGGGAAGAAUCACUAUGGUGCUUGUAGAAGAGACUCUGGUGCUUGUUUUAAUUGUAUAAUCCUGGAUCACAAAGUGAAGGAUUGUCCUAAUCCUCUUUCUUCUACACAUACAGAGGGCUCAGUUCAAAAGCCUAUCACUACUCAUUCUCAAGCUAAUAGAGGUGCAAUCCCUAGAAAUAUGCAAGCAGCGGGUUCGAGUGGAGCUAAUCAGGCUAGUGGGUAA
Nicotiana attenuata is the source of this 918-nucleotide messenger RNA. RefSeq lists its product as uncharacterized. Lineage: Eukaryota; Viridiplantae; Streptophyta; Magnoliopsida; Solanales; Solanaceae. Bases 1 to 918 code for a protein of 305 amino acids. The record is from RefSeq and is a predicted model, not a curated record. The transcript has a single exon.